UAUUUUAUUGUUAAAUGAACAACAAUACUUUUAAACUUUUUGUUAUUCACGACAGCGCAAGCGCAGCUCGUGUCCAAGGUGACAUAACUACAAACUUUCAAAUUCAGCUUUCCUGCUCUGCCCUUUUUCCAUGAUUUUGGUUUACUAGUAGUAGUAGAAAUAGUUUAUUAGUCCAAAGCUGAAACAUUUAAAAAAAAACAUGCCAUUGCAACUGUUCUCCAACAAGUUCCAGCAUCCGAAGCCGACUCCGAGGAAGAAGUUAAACUUUCACUCCACAGAAAACAAGACAGCCGACAAAAAGGGGGAAAAGGACACGAUAAUCAUCAAACUUGGUGAAAAUUCGGCUGAGUUCAUGAAAGGCGAAUGGAUGUCACUACCAACAAACCUAUCGAAAGGUAUACAUCAGGACUUUUCAGAUCUUCAAGAACAAGCACAACAAUUGAAGGAAGAAAACAACCUACUGACUAUGAAAGUCGAGGUGUUGUUAGACAUGCUCACACAGGCCACUGCAAUGUGCAACAAAAGGAAAAAAGUAAUCCGUGAACUUCAAAUGUUCAUCACAUCGAAAAUGGGUAUUACUGACGUCCUUUAUAAAGAAUCGGAUUCUGAGCAGACGUCCGAAGAUUCAAGCGAAGCCGAAGAAGAUCAAAAACUGACAGAUGAAGAGAAAACUGAAGAAGAAGAGGAGGAUGAAUGCAGUGAUUCAAUUGUUAAUAAAUAUCAGCUACAGAAAGUAACAUCUGCCCAGACAGUGUGUUGAAUAUAAUUGUCUAAAUAAAUUAUGUCAAAAGCUUAUUUUCUUAUAAAAAUCUAUAAAUUUAACAGACAUGUAAAAAUA
Molecule: messenger RNA, 838 nt
Organism: Cimex lectularius (bed bug)
Lineage: Eukaryota; Metazoa; Arthropoda; Insecta; Hemiptera; Cimicidae
Gene: Cby
Product: protein chibby homolog 1
Exons: 4
Coding region: 200-760 (186 amino acids)
Source: RefSeq, a predicted model, not a curated record